Messenger RNA from Brassica rapa (field mustard), 826 nucleotides. Its product is annotated as transcription factor IBH1-like 1. Gene Ontology annotation, biological process: regulation of DNA-templated transcription. Gene Ontology annotation, molecular function: protein dimerization activity. The record is from RefSeq and is a predicted model, not a curated record. Lineage: Eukaryota; Viridiplantae; Streptophyta; Magnoliopsida; Brassicales; Brassicaceae.
UUGAUCUAUUAAAUGACUCCACACUCUCACUUCCUCUAUUAAUUCUCCACUUCAUCAAUCUAAUCUCUCUCCCUCUCUCUCUCUCUCUCUCUCUCUCUCUCUCAUUCCUUCCUAGCUAGGGUUUCAGCUUCAGACACAGUCGAGCUAUUUGCAUAUUCAAAAACAGAAACAAGCGUAAGGAUGAACACGUAUAACAUGGUAAAGCAAGAAUUUAUCAAGAAAUGGAUAACGACUCUCCACAUGUUAGAUUCUUCCGUUGAACACCCCCUGAACGUAACCGAGAGGAAAAACGCGAUAAGACUAUCAUCGGACAUAGCGAUGGCAGCCACAAGAAGCGGCGCAACCAUAUGGAGCCGUGCUCUCAUCUCUAGGACCAGAAAGUACACGACAACCUGCAAACCCGUGGCUCAUAGAAUACUCAAGAAAGCUCGGAACCGGAUGAAGAAUCGUUGUACUACUAUUACACGAAAUGGAAUUUUUGGGGCGAAAAUGAGAGUGAGAAAACGUACGGAAUUGCUCAAGAGUCUAGUACCAGGAGGCGAGUUGAUAUACGACAAAGACUACUUGAUAAGAGAGACACUUGAUUACAUUGUUUACCUCCAAGCACAAGUGGACGUAAUGCGAACCGUUGCAGCCAUCGAUUCAGUCACCAGAGACUUAUCGUAAAACACGUAAUUGUUUUAUGUGCAUGCAUUUCGCACACUUGUAGUUAUGAAGUAAUGAUUAAGAUGUAAGUCCAUGUACAUAAAUAGGAUAACACUAUCUACAGCUUCCGAAGUGUACUUGUUUAAAUUUAUGGCUAAUCUCAAAAAUAUUUUGAAGGCCC